Messenger RNA from Candidula unifasciata, 1419 nucleotides. Lineage: Eukaryota; Metazoa; Mollusca; Gastropoda; Stylommatophora; Geomitridae. The record is from the annotation of a GenBank genome assembly.
AUGGUGGGAAAUGCUGCCAGAUUGUACGCUACAGAUGAUGGAUCAGGCAGUGUUAGCUGGGAGCAGGGUGAUGAGGCAGCAGAACCUAAAGCAGAGAAGUACAAAUCUCCAUGGAAGCUGAGGAAAGAGAAGAUGGAAGAUGAUGGCUCUGUGUCGGAAAAUAUAGUUCCACAACAUACGGACAUUCUUGUUGUUGGAGGAGGAGUCAUUGGGUCUUCAGUGGCCUACUGGAUCAAACAGCAGAGCCCAAAGUCCACAGUUACUGUGGUGGAGAGAGAUCCUGUGUACACAAGAGCAGCAAGCAUGCUGUCCUGUGGGGGGAUACGACACCAGUUUUCUGUACCAGAGAAUGUCCAGUUGUCCCUGUACACCUCCGCCUUCUUGACAAACAUCAAACAGCACCUUAGUGUACUAGAUGAAAGUCUUCCAGAUGUUCAGUUCAACAACCAUGGGUACCUCUUCCUGGCUCAACCCCAAGGGGCAGAGCAACUAGCCAAGAAUGUAGCCAUGCAGCGUGACCUUGGUGCACAGAUUGCCCUCUUAAACAAAAAACAACUGGAGGAGAAAUAUCCUUGGAUGUGCUUCGAUGGGAUUGACUGUGGUGCUUUAGGCCUGGAAGGUGAAGGCUGGUUUGACCCCUGGUCACUUGUGAGAGCACUGAAGCAGAAAAAUAUCAGCAUGGGAUCAAGAUAUGUGCAUGGGGAACUGGUCAGCUUUGAAUUCCAUUCAUUAGGCAACUCAGAUGAUGAGGGAAGCAAAAUAGACUCUGGGGUGAUUAGAACAGCUGGUGGCGGGGAGAGUGAGGUUCGAUUCUCAUUGGUCAUCAACUGUGCUGGUCCCUGGGCUGCAGAAGUUGCAGAGAUGGCUAAGAUUGGGACAGGCGAUGGGGUGUUAUCUUUACCUCUGCCUGUAGAACCUAGGAAACGGUUUGUUUUUGUGACUCAUUGUUCUAAUGGCCCUAAGCUGGAUUGUCCUUUCGUUGUUGAUCCUUCUGGUAUGUACUUCAGGCGAGAGGGCUUAGGGGGUCACUAUAUUUGUGGGUGCUCUCCUGCAUCAGAGGCUGAUGAACCAGAAGUUGAUAACUUGGAAGUGGAUUACAAUGUUUAUGAUGAGCGUGUAUGGCCACUGAUGGCCAACAGAGCUCCCUGCUUCAAUAACUCUAAGCUGAAGUCUGCCUGGGCUGGCUUCUAUGAUUACAAUGUAUUUGACCAGAACCUAGUGAUUGGACCACAUCCGUACCUGAAAAACUUCUACUUUGCCAACGGCUUGAGUGGGCAUGGUUUACAGCACUCAGUUGCUAUUGGUAGGGCCGUUAUGGAACUUAUAAUCUAUGGCAGCUAUCAGACAAUCAAUUUGCAGAAGUUCCAUUUUGAUAGAUUCUUUACAAAAACAGCUGUGCUGGAGGAGGGAAUUAUAUAA